This is a messenger RNA of Camelina sativa (false flax), 1082 nucleotides long. The record is from RefSeq and is a predicted model, not a curated record. NCBI's taxonomy places the organism in Eukaryota, Viridiplantae, Streptophyta, Magnoliopsida, Brassicales, Brassicaceae.
CCAAAACAAGACAGUAAGAUAAAAAAGAUGAGAGACACUGUUAUUAGAACAAGAAAAGAAAAAAACCGCCCUAUGUGUUCAUUUGAAAUUUUCGGAUACCCUAAAAAUUGAAGAUCUUUCUCCACCGUGAGUGACUACUAUUAUUCAAUUCCUUUGUCUUCCUCGUUCCGUUAUUGCUUGUUUCUCUCCAUCACUCUCGUUUUCCCAAUUUCUAAACCCUAUUUCUUUUCUGGGAAUUUUUAUUCGCCUGUUGUUGAUUGAUUGAUUGAAGUUCCUCUUCUUCACGGUCUGUAAUGAAUAGGGGGUUGGUUGUAAAUUAGUGAGGUGAGCAUGGCGAACACAACUGCUCGCGGGCAGAUGAUUUUCCAGGACGAGAAUGCAUUAGCUGCCCAUGGAAAAAAGGUGGUUGCUGCGGGAAAAGGUAAGGGAUCGCUAGCAGCUCCAAAGAAAUAUGGGGCGGGUUUUGGAAGCCGCAAGGCUCUCCAUGAUAUCACAAACAAGUCAAAGUUGCAACCUCAAGCUUCUUCCAAGACGACGAAGAAUGUUGAGGGAUUAGACUUUGACAUAGCAAAGGAAGGCUUUUUGCAUGACCACAGCAAAUGCAUUGAAGCUCAACAACAAAGCCAGUGGGACAGCUACUUCGCUGAACAUAUCAUCCUUCAUGGACAUGAUACCAAGAUCAAGGAAGUGAUUCCCGAAUACAAUAUUAAAGAGAUGGAUGAUGAUACUUGGGAUGAACUCAAAGAGGUACCAAUGGAGGAGUUUUCCAAUUUGCUGGAAUGCUCAACUCAAUGGCGCUCACCACCAGACUCACCUGUCCAUUACCAUUCUUCGUUACCUACAUCGCCUUCGCCAUGGCGUUCUGAAACCGUAGAAUUCAAGCUCAAGGAAGAUGAAGAUGAAGACACCACCUGAGUUCCAGUUCUACUUGGUUUUGACUUUUGUUAGAACAAUAUCAGUAACUUUUUAGUUUCCGAUAUUAUGAUGUAUCAACAAAUAUGCUUGAAAACCAAUUACUGAGCAUUGUUUCUGAGUAAAAACAUUGUAUGUUUAUAGGAUUUACAGCAUGACACCAUAAAGAA